GCCAAAAACUAACUCAAGUCAUCAGCACCAGAAAAACAAAAAUAUGGCUGAUCAGAUAGUUUUCACACUUUCACAAGUUGCCCAACACAAAUCCAAGAAAGACUGCUGGCUUAUCAUCCAUGGAAGAGUACUGAACGUGACAAAGUUCUUGGAAGAACACCCAGGAGGAGAAGAGGUGUUAUUGGAGUCAGCAGGAAAAGAUGCAACAAAGGAAUUCAAGGAUAUUGGACACAGCAAGGCAGCGGAAAACUUGCUCAUCAAGUACCAGGUUGGUGUUCUCCAAGGUCACAACGUCAAGGAUGGAGACAUGAAGGAGGCUUCUUCUCCAUCUAACACUAAAGAGAUCAGGGCUUUUGUAAUCAAGAACGACACCAUAUCAAAGUGCAAAGCUCUGCUUGAUUUCUUUGUGCCGGUUUUAGCUGCUGCUUCCUACUUCAGUUUCAGAUGCCUUACAAGGCCAGAGCAGAUCUUCUAAAACGGAUCAUAUGUGGAUUCUAUUGGGUUUAUUUUCCCUAAUAAAUCAGAGUCUGAUGUGUUUCUGUUCAUUUUCUUUUCUGAAAUUCUUCAACAUGUAGUAAAAGCAUGUUAAAGAAACGUUUUUUUAUUAAUGAGAACCAACUAAUGUCAUUAAUGCAUGAGAUUUGUUUUGGAGAUUA
Molecule: messenger RNA, 656 nt
Organism: Tripterygium wilfordii
Lineage: Eukaryota; Viridiplantae; Streptophyta; Magnoliopsida; Celastrales; Celastraceae
Product: cytochrome b5-like
Exons: 2
Coding region: 44-475 (143 amino acids)
Cellular component (GO): membrane; intracellular membrane-bounded organelle
Molecular function (GO): heme binding
Source: RefSeq, a predicted model, not a curated record